This is a messenger RNA of Aspergillus uvarum CBS 121591, 552 nucleotides long. RefSeq lists its product as uncharacterized. The transcript has 2 exons. NCBI's taxonomy places the organism in Eukaryota, Fungi, Ascomycota, Eurotiomycetes, Eurotiales, Aspergillaceae. Bases 1 to 552 code for a protein of 183 amino acids. The record is from RefSeq and is a predicted model, not a curated record.
AUGGGCAGUAGCAGUAACCCCUCAACCAACGCCGUGCUCCCGCCCGAGGAGGGCGACAACACUCCCAAGCACGAAGGAAACACGGAUGGGAACGGAAUCAUCCUCUCCGACGUCCUGCCCAAGACCCGCGGCGUAAACGUCUUCGCCUCGCUGACGCGGCAGUUCGAGUCCGUCGAGGCGCGGCUCGACGACGCAGCCCACAACGUCACCGUGCUGGCGCCGCGCAACAGCGCCAUCCAGGAGCUGCCGCGCAAGCCGUGGGAGAACCCGGAUGACAUUGCGCGGUUCGGCGAGCAGCGUGCGUACGAGGGGCAGGAGGGCCAGGAUCGCGCCACCAGGAAUCUAGAGCGGUUUGUCAAGGCGCAUGUUGUGGCGACGAGUCCCUGGAAGGAAGGGGAGGAGGCCGAGACGUUGGCGGGCGAUAAGUUGACGUGGGCCAGGGUUGGGGAUAAGAUUCGGAUUCAACCGGGUGAUGUGGAGGUUGAUAGUAUUGAUGAGAAGGUUGCGAAUGGUGAGGUGUGGGUGCUUGAUGGGGUGAUUAAUUAUCGCUAG